AUGCGGGAACUAGACGCCCUCAUCUCAGAGUACAGACAUGAGAAAAAACGCCCACGCGAAGCAGAGGCACUUUUUAUCCUACGCAAAGUGGCUUCCAUGGUCAAACCGAUCAUGCGCCAGCGCUGCUGGAAAGUGGGUUCUCUUUGCGAGUUUUAUCCAAGCCAAAAGAAUCUUCUCGGUCUGAAUGUGAACGGGGGCCAGAAGAUUUGCCUGAGAUUACGGUACGCUUCUGAUCAGAAGCAAUUUCUUCCUCUCGAACAGAUCGCAGAUACGAUGCUGCACGAGCUGUGCCAUAUUGUCCAUGGCCCCCAUAAUCGUGACUUUCACGCACUGUGGAAUCAGCUCCGUGAUGAACACGAGGAACUUGUGAUCAAAGGAUACACAGGAGAGGGCUUCCUCUCCAAAGGCAAACGGCUAGGUGGAGCCAGAAUACCCUUGGAUGAGGCUCGUCGACAAGCUCGUGCCACCGCAGAGAAGCGGAGACUCCUCGCCAAAAAUUCAGGAAAGAGGCUUGGUGGUGCUCCUGUCCUCCGGGGAACAGACAUGCGCAAGGUCCGAGCAGAUGCCGCCCAGCGUCGCGUCGAGGUAUUGAAUGGAUGCGCAUCCGGAACAGACCGAGAAGCUGAGCUCGUGGAGGAAGAAUCCAAAAAUGGCUUUAGAACGAAGGCAGAAGAGGACGAUGCGAAUGAAGAAGCUAUUCUUCAAGCCUUCAUUGAGCUGAUCCAAGAGGAGGAAAGGGAAAAAUAUGGGUCUUCAUAUGUGCCCCCAAGCCAGGAAAACCCGGCAGGACCUCGAACAGAGCCAUCUGCAUGCAAACCAUCUGCUAGGGAUACCGCGAAAUCCUUGCUAGCUAAGGCGUCAGCAAAUACAUCCUCCAGUUCGUCUAGUGCCAACAAUAGUUCAUACGAUGCUGCGUGGACAUGCCCGAUGUGUACACUGGAGAAUCCGUCUAAUUUUUUGUGCUGUGAUGUGUGUGCUACCGAGCGCCCGACUCCCACCAGUACUCAAUUGAACAAGGGACCAACAAGACAGCCAUCUGCUCAGAGUAUUGGCGCGGAAUCGCAAAAGCCAAAAAAACGCGCGCUGCCAGAUACCACGGAAGCAAAAAUUGAUCCAGCCCGUGAUACGUUUGCAUUCAAGAACCGCACCCGUGCAGUGGACACCUUGUCAUCUCUGAGCCGGGAAACCAGCAAACGACCACUGGGAUGGGUUUGCUCAUGUGGCACCUUUAUGGAAACUCAAUGGUGGACAUGUUCUUUAUGUGGAUCGAUGAAGCCAUCAUCUUGA
This is a messenger RNA of Penicillium verhagenii, 1287 nucleotides long. Its product is annotated as metalloendopeptidase WSS1. The record is from RefSeq and is a predicted model, not a curated record. The transcript has 2 exons. The coding region runs from base 1 to 1287 and encodes 428 amino acids. NCBI's taxonomy places the organism in Eukaryota, Fungi, Ascomycota, Eurotiomycetes, Eurotiales, Aspergillaceae.